AUGCCCUCAUGCGCUCGGCUCCUCGGCCCUCGCGGGGGCACCCCGGGCUCCGCGGGCUUCGGUCAGAUAAACUCCCUCUGGCCGGUGGGCGUGUCUGGCGCCGGGGACGCGAUGUUGACGAUCGUGGACCAUUACAAGUCCGCAGUGGCAGACCUUGGGGAGGCCAUAGGGGGCUCCCUGAAGGCUUCGCCGGAGGUUCUGGAGAAGAGCGCGUCCAAGUGGCUGCGGACGGGCGAGCAGCUGUGCGAGGCUCUCCACAAGUUCAGCGUGUCGAUCGCCCAGGACCCGCUACCAGACGAGGUGGUCAAGCACCUGCUGCAGAGGGCCGAGACCGCGAUUCAGCAGACACCUGCAGCAGACAGGAAGGGCGCCGACCAGUCUCCGCGGCAGGCCCCCGCGGGCCAGCCGCCCGGAGCGGCGGGGCCGCCCGCGGAGGACGGCAGGCCGCGCGAGCUCCUCCCGCGCCAGACCAACAAGUUCACCAAGGCGGUCGGUACGGUGGCAGCCGCGACCAUGGCCUGCAGGGUUGCCAAGCGGUCGUCGGCGGAGGACGCCAAGGAAGAGAUCAAGAACUUGAUCGAGCAGGUGUUGCAGGAGAUGCCUCCGACUAGUGAGGUCGUUCAGCUCGCCCACACGUGCGCCGAACUUGGGGACAACAUCGAGAGCGUUUCCCAGCGGCGCCAGAAGCUGAAGGACCACAUCGGCGAGCUGCAGGGCAGGUUGCGGUCCUUGGCGGAGGAGGCCGAAGCGGCGGCAGCCCCCUCGCCAAUGCGCAGCCGCGAGCCGUCCGCGGAGCGCGCCGCGGCCGCGGCGGCCGCGUGGAUGGACGCGGCGAACGCGGGCCCAGGCAAGGGCGGCUCACACUCCCCCUCGAAGCGGCGCACGGUGCGGCUCGAGGAUGCGGCGAAGCUGGUGGCGCAGCAGGCGGCCGAGGAGGGCGCCGUCGGGCCGCGGGCGGGCCCGAGUCCGCGGCUGUCGCCGCGGGGCGUCAGCUCUGCGGCCGCGAGCCCGCGGCUGGCGCCGCCGGGCGGCGGCCCGGCGGCGGGGAGGGGCGGCGCCGGGCGCGGGGCCUCCAAGGAGCAGCCGCGCCAGGAGGAGACCACGGACAACGCAGGCGAGGAAGCGGCGAUGAACCGGACGCGCCUCCAGGCCGCCCAGGCGAAGCUGGACUCGUCCAAGCAGUCGCGUACGGAGCUGCAGGCCAAGUGUUCGGCCCUGGCUGCGGAACUCCAGCGGCUGCGUGCCCUACAGGAGGCGCAGAAGCGGGCCGACGCAGAGCUCGUCGCGCUGGAGACGGCAUCGACUCCAGCUGCUGCUGUGAAAGCAACGAGGCCACCCAAGGAGCAGGCCGAGCUCGCCCAGAUGCCCGCCCUGCCGUCCCCGGAGGUGGAGGAGCAGCGCCGCCCUGCAGGCAUCGACUCGGACACGGAGAGGGAACGAGGACCCGAGGGCGCUGGCGUGCCAGGUGCCCCCGACGUCUCGGGUCCGCGGGAUCACGCGGUGGCGCCGCCGCCGAAGGCCGCGGGCCAGCCCGAGCCCGCCGCGGGCGCCUCGGGCGCGGGGCACGGCGCGGAGGAGCAGGGGCGCCAGGAGGCCGCAGAGACGGAGGAGCGCAGCGCAGCGCUGGUGCGGCCAUGCGGCGCCGCCUCCGCCAGCCGCAGCGCCCUCGCACCACCCAUGGAGGCCCAGAGCCCCGCCGGCUUGCGCCCGCCGCCACCUGCGGCCGCCGCGGAGGACGCGGGCGCGCCCCAAAAUGCCGCGCCCGCCGUCGGUACCGCCGAGGCGGCCAGCGCGGUGCUCGUGGAUGAAGGGACGCGCGAGCCCCUGGAGCCCUGGCUGCAGGCUUUCCCGGAGGACAGCCCGGAGGACGCGUUCGCCAGGUUCGAUUUCUGCUCCAGGUUUGGCCUCGAGCCGCAGAGUCUGUACGACGGGGCAACGCAGCAGACGGUCCUCACCCAGCUCCGGCACCAGAUCGCUCAGAAGAGGCUCCUUCUCGAGCAGCUGGCGCCCUCCAAGGGCCCGAAGCCCUCGCAGAGCUCUGCCACAACAAGCUACUUCUGCUCGUCUCUCGCAUGGGUGACCAGGAGUGCCAAGGAUCUGAAGAGUUUUGGCAAGCUGUAG
This is a messenger RNA of Prorocentrum cordatum, 2121 nucleotides long. NCBI's taxonomy places the organism in Eukaryota, Dinophyceae, Prorocentrales, Prorocentraceae. The record is from the annotation of a GenBank genome assembly.